AUGCAAAGAUUAGUUAAAUAUCCCCUCCUUCUGGAAACUAUAGCAAAAUAUACAAGAGAAGGUAGUGAAGAAUUACAACAUUUAUUACAUGGAAUUGAACGGGCAAAACGUAUUCUUUCUGUUGUAAAUAGUGAUAAAAGAAAUGCUGAAAAUGAAAAAAGAAUGGAAGAGCUUCAACAAAGAUUAGAUUUUACUGGAUGUGAAAAGAGCUUUUUUCAACGUUUUGACUUUAGAGCUCACAAACUUAUUUAUGAUGGUCACUUACAAUGGCGUCAAGCACGCGGCAAAACAUUAGAUUUACAUGUUGUUCUAUUAGAACAUUUACUUGUUUUCCUAACAAAAUUGGGUUCUGAUUCUGGAAGUGCUUCAACCCCUCAAAAAUUGCAAUUAAAAAUUCAUGAAGCUGGUUGUAUUCCUAUAAUGCGGCUAUCGGCAGUUGAGGUAGAAGAAAAGCCUGGGGAUAAGCGUUCUUUCAAUUUACUUUAUAAGAGUGAUCUGAGGGUAUUUGAAUUAGUUGCGCAAACAGCUACAGAGAGGAAAACUUGGUUCCGGUUGAUCGAAAAUCAAGUUUCUGUUACCCGUUCCUCUCCCAUUCCAACAGAUUUUGACAAUAUUCUUGAUGGGAUUUUAACUAGUGGAGUACAACAACAACAAAAUAGGGCAACUCCACCUCCAUUAUUAGCCCAAAGAGCGAAUGUUGUUGAUUCUGGGUUACAACAUCAAGUAGCUAAAGUUGAGCAUGUACAUGUUUUGACACAUCCAGCACUUGUUAAUGCUAAUGAGAUCGUAAUUCAACAACCCAAAAUUAUGGAAAAUGCUCAACCUAUAAUGUCUGUAGCUGAUCGACUUCGCAAAAAUGAUAAAAUAAUUAUUAGUGCAUUAGCAGAAAAACAUCAGAUAUUGUCUGAAAUUUUGCUAGAAGAGGGGGAUAAAUCUAUCGUAAAUCUAAAAGAAUUGGAACGUAUAACAGAAUUAAUGACUGGACUUGCUGUUGCAGAAUUAAAACAAAGAAAUUCAAAAGAACUGGCCAUGUCUGCAAUAGUACAUGGAAAUAGACUUUUGGAUUGUAUAAAUCAAGGAAUGAAUACUGUAAAUAAAACAGAAGAGAAGGUGGAUGAGACUGAACGAAAUCUUCCCUCAGUACCUUGCUAUAGACUAACUGCUAUAGCUGCCCCUUUAAUGAAUCAUUUGAAGGCAUUGCUUCAAGUUAUUCAAGACCAGUCAACUGAAAUUCAAAGACUAAAGGAGACAGAACAAAAUACUUCCCGUAAAACUGCCAGUGAAGAAACACUAGUGAAAUCUGAUGGUUGUGGUGGUCAGAGUCCUGUUAGUAGUAGAUCUGUUGCUGCCCCAAGAAGUACUCCCCAUCUAACGGCUUUGAGGGCUACACCUUCUAAUUGCUCAUCUUCUUCUUCGCCUACAUCAGUGCCAUUUGAAUGA
This is a messenger RNA of Meloidogyne enterolobii, 1440 nucleotides long. Lineage: Eukaryota; Metazoa; Nematoda; Chromadorea; Rhabditida; Meloidogynidae. The record is from the annotation of a GenBank genome assembly.